GCAUAAGAUGGUGUGGUAACGCCGCCCAAGAGUGAACUCGUGGGAACCCUACCGUGGUUGUGGCGAUGGCUGGAGCUGACAGUGGGGGUAUGGGCGGCGGGGGGCGCUCCCUGGGCGGCGGGGGCGGCGGUCCAGGCGAGGGCGGCGGCGUCAGAACCCCGCCCACCACACCCAAGAAGGUCGGCGGCAAAAUGCUGGCGGUGAAGAUACUGAUGCUGGACGACACCUACACACUCUUUCAGAUACAGAGUAAGGCGUGCGCCUCGGUGCUACUGGAGCAGGUGUGUCGCCAGCUGAACCUGCUCGAGUCCGACUACUUCGGCCUCGAGUACACCGACGGCAACACCCGCUACUGGCUCGACCUCGAGAAGCCCAUGAGCAGACAGGUUUGUUUAAGUCAAGUGGAACCAGUUCUGCGGUUUUGUGUCAAGUUUUACACACCGGAUCCGGCCCAGCUUGAAGAGGAGUACACACGGUACCUCUUUGCUCUCCAGAUCAAGCGCGACCUUGCCCAUGGUUGGCUCAUGUGCAAUGACAACACUGCCGCACUCAUGGCCUCAUAUAUUGUUCAAGCUGAAUGUGGAGACUUUGUUGAAGAGGACUACCCUGACCACCGCUACCUCUCCUUGUACAAGUUUGUUCCUUCUCAAGACCCAGAGUUAGAGAGAAAAAUUAUGGAAAAUCACAAAAAACAUGUGGGUAUGACACCUGCUGCAGCUGACCUUAAUCUCUUGGAAACUGCGAGAAGAUGUGAAUUAUAUGGUAUUAAAAUGCAUCCUGCAAAGGAUAACGAAGGAGUACCACUAAACCUUGCGGUUGCACACAUGGGUGUGUUGGUGUUUCAGAACUACACAAAGAUAAACACUUUCUCUUGGGCCAAGAUACGAAAACUGUCCUUCAAACGAAAACGAUUUUUAACCAAAUUACACCCAGAGGGAUAUGGCGAGGGCUAUUACAAGGAUAUUGUUGAAUUCUUCUUUGAUGGCCGAAACGAAUGCAAAAACUUUUGGAAAAAAUGUGUCGAACACCACGGGUUCUUCCGCUGUUCUCAAGUCAAAAAAGUUCCACGACAAAAGACUAGAGUUCUUUCAAGAGGAUCAUCAUUUAGAUAUAGUGGCAGAACUCAGAAGCAGGUUCAAGAGUUUGUCAGAGAUAACUAUGUAAAAAGAGCCCCAUUUCAAAGGUCUCAGUCAUUUCGACACUCUCCCUCUGUACAUACGAGUGUAAGCAACGUAGGCAUGAGCAUCUCUGCACAACCUCUUCUUCCUCUUGGUGACAAUCAGUGUAUUGGCACACCUGUGUCUUUAUCGUGUGGCUCCAUGACCCUGGCAUCGACCGGUGACCCACAAUCCCCUGGGUCACCCACUCAGACAGAAACUGCAGACCUUCAUGACUUCGACACUCGUGACCUCGAAACCCCUAGUGUGACACCUUCCAGGCAGGAUACUCUAUCUCCAGAGACAUCUGUUACCUCCAGUCCUCAGCGAGGUCACGACCCUGAGUACCCACAUCAUCCAGGUCAGCACCGCCACUACCAAAGGGCACCCUCCUUAGACACUAACUCUACCAUGUCAUCACGACAACAACUGAAUUCUAACCCUGCUCUCAUGGAGGGAUCUAUAAAAGAAUAUUCUUAUGUUGAUAACUGUCAUUAUCAGGAACCAGCAGAUGACAGUGGGGAUAAUCUAUCGCAUGAGUCCUAUGAGCUAAUUGAAAGGGAGGGGGGUAAGUGGGCAGAGUCCCAGUCAAGCUCCAGGGCUCCUAGUAGGUCUGGUUCCAAGCUAAUGAUUAAUAGUGAAAUUGGAAGUACAGAAGGCCUGGAGUGGGCAGAACUCAAAGGGGAUAAUAAUGGUAAUAGGGGUCGUGCAAGUAGCUAUACUGGCAGUCUCCCUCGUAGUCAUGGCAGCAGUACUAAUAAAAAGCAAACAAAUGGUUAUACUGGGAGCCUUCCAAGAACUCACAGUAGCAGUCAGUCUUGUACUUUAUCCCGCAGCUUAGCUGGAAGUCGAGCAAGUUCUAGAAUUACUUUGGAACUUCCCCUUGAUUCUCGGCCAUCCGAGAAUGAUGAUGAAGAUCUUGCAAGUCCAGGUAGUCCCGAGUUUCAUGAAAACAGUGUGUGUGAAAUUACUAGUGAGAAAGGAUACAUCUUAUCAACUCGUCAUCUUGGAACUAUCACCAUCACAGAUACUUCCUCAAUGUUUAGUCAGAUUUCUCAUUCACGUCAUAGUGGCUUAGAACGCCAAGAAAGCCUUCCAGAGAGUAUUAGUAUUAGAUCACGCUCAAGUAGUCAUUCUAGAGUAGGUCGAGAGAGUCGUGAAAGUUUACGUGAGGUAGGGGAUUCUACAAGCAUAAGCACUAUGACCAUGACAACUAGACUCUCUGCCAGUAUGAGAGCUGCCAAAGAAAUGGGUCAUUAUGUUGAUUAUGGCUCAUCACAGGAAAGUCUUCAUAAAAUGAGCUCUUGUGAAAGUGAUGGUGGCUCAUCACUCUCUUCACAUACUAGAUCUUCUACAACACCUAGACCACUAGAUCUUCAGCAUGGCAAUUUCCUACAACACAGGAGAAGUACAUCAACAAGUCCUCCAAGUAUUACAUCUUAUUCCUCUCAAACUAGACCCCGCUGUAUGGAUUUUUCAACUCUUCACAAAAAGCCAAAGUUUCACAUGUAUGGAGCAGGUCGAGGAAGUGACUCUGGUGGCAACACAGAUAGUGAUAUAUGUUCACCAUUAGAAAUUCCACAUCCAAUACCUCCUCCACCAGAAGAUGUACGCGAGGAAGAGGAAGAUGAUGACGACUUAACCCCUUCUCAGGAACAGGUACAGUUUCUUCCUCGUCCAGCAGAUAUGGACCUGAUUACAAGAGUUCGAGGUAGCAGUGAUGAAGAGGAAGAUGAACAAGAAGAUUUACAGGACUUGGAAUUAGAAUCUGAACAAGAGGAUCAAAUUAUUGUAGUUAUAGAGGAGAAAGAAGAGCCUUGUAUAUUUGAUUUUGAGAUUUUGCCACCACCUCCAGAGGUUAAAGAAGAAUCUCCUUCAAGUGGAGAAAUGGAUCUCACAGAUACAUCACGUGAGAGAAAAAUUGAUGAAAGUGAUGCUUCAGAGCGCACAGUCAUAGAAAGAUUCAGACUUCCUGAUGAACGACUUAACAAAUUAGGUUCUAAAGAUAGCCAGAUGAGCAUUGAAGAAAUAGAUGAAUCAAUUCUUGAUAGGCGCUCUUCUAUGACAGGGGAGCGAAGGCAGUCUGCUCACGAUAUUGGACGUAAAUCCCCAUAUCCAACCUCAGAACGGAGACCAUCAAUUCAGGACAUGGGUUGCAUUUCUCCUUUGCUACUUGACAGAGAGCGCAGGUCUUCAUUGCAUGAAUCUGAAAGGAAAUCUCCUUAUCUAGAAACAGACAGGCGAUCCUCUGUUCAUGAUUUAGGCAGACGAUCUCCAUAUGAAAGGGAUAGAGAAAGGGAAGAUAGAGAAAGGAAGUCAUCUUCUUCUUCAGAAAGACGAAGCUCAGUAUGCUCAGAUCGUCGCAGUUCUGUAUCUUCAGAAAGGAGAGGAUCUGCUUCUUCAGAGAGGAGACCUUCUCUCUCAGACAUUGGCAGAAGAACGUCAAUAUCAAUUGAACCUGGGCAGAGAUCACCAUUUUUUGAUGCUCCUGUUUUUGAAUUUGAACCAGAGAGAGAAUCUGAUUCAGUUGAGCCAGAUACCUCUUCUUCAACUCUGGCAUCAGCAUCAGAGAAAAGCCCAACAGUGUCUGAUAUAGAGAGGAAAAACAACUUCUUUAAUGGAUUAAUGCUUAAUGAUUCACUGAUAAGCAUGGACGAGUUUACUGAAGCACUGAUACCUCCCGAGGAAGCACCAGAGCCUUUUGCUUCAAUAUCAGGAGCACGAGUGAUAGAAAUCGUGGAAGGAAAGACGGACCAUAAAGUGAUUGUCACAACAGAGCCAGAAGAGGAAGAGGAGGAGGAUGAAGAUGAAGAGGAUGAUGAUGAAGAUGAAGAUGAAGAGGAGGAGGAAGAGGAAGAUGAUGAAGAGGUAUUCAUAAAAGAAAAAGUUAUAAUUGCAAAAGAAGAUAGUAUACAGUCAGUAGAAACAGAGGGUGAAGAAGGGAAUGAAGGUUUAAGAGGUAGAGAAGGUGCUGUUGGGGUUGACACCCUUGUCCUCGAUGAGGAUGAUGCAAUUGGUGCAGUUGGUGGAACAGAGGAAGACUUAGAUCAAGAUUAUUUUGAGGAUGAUGAUGAAGAUGAUCAUGCACAAAUGAGUGAUCAAUCCCCACAGUCUCCUGACCUUGUAUCAGAGCCUGAUGAAUAUCAUGAUGAUUACCAAGAGCCCGAAUACUACCAACCAUUUACCCGACAGAUUGACAUAGGUUAUGCUUUUCCCUCUCGCACAUUAUCUCGUAUUAGUGAGAGAAGUACAACCUCUGAACAGGAGCACGAACAAGACCAUAUUGGUUUGCCUGAACCUGAGCCUGAACAUACAGAUAGCAAAAUUUCCACUCCUACUGAAGAAAAACUUCCUUCAAUUCCUUCUGAAGAGCAACAGGGGGAACUACCCUCUGAUUAUUCAAACUCAACCAGUGAUGACAAUCAGAGUGAUAGAAGAACAAGUUUGAAUGCAGAACAAGAAACUCCUCAACCAUAUACCACACAGUUCUUCUUAAGAGACCUACCAGAAUUUGUGCCUGGAGAUGAGAGUGAUGAGUUCCCUUCCCCUCCUAGCUCUGCUUUCCUGGAGAAUCCUCACACAGAACUUAGCCAUAUAGAAACUUAUUAUAUGGAAAUCAACCAAAGAGUGAAUCAGAGUAGCGAAGGAAUAUAUGACAAUAUACCUGUUAAAUUUGAAGGUAUUCAUGAGGUUUCUGAAUCUGAAUCAGCAUCUGAAGAAAAUCACACACUUCAAGAGCCUGAAGAUAAUCUUGAGAUGUUAGACGAUGUACAGGCAGUUGAGGAAUUGGAGGAAGAGCCAGGAACAUCAGCAGUAAAGGAGAAAACUACUACUCCAAAGCCAAAAACUCCUACACGAUUAAGAAAGGAAUUGCCAUCACCUUCUCCACCUCCUCCGCCACCACCCCCAAGGCCAUUUAUGCGACCUCCAUCCCUAUCCAGAAGUCCGAGUCCUCCUUUGACACCCCCAACUCCUAUCGCUAGAGAAAUGCCUAUAACUAAGUAUGAUGGAGGUCAGGUCCUUGACCUUAGACACCGUGUGGCUAUUGAGUUCGAGGUACGGGGGGGGCAUCUCCAUGAGAGUAGGGAAAACCUUUCUACUGCGGGUCUAACUGCUCAAACUGAUAGUGGAGAAUGGAAUAGCUUUUAGUAUUUUUUUUAUAGAUUACACAUUUGUUACAGGAAUAACUCUGAAUAUGUGCUGUUACUGUCUGUUACUGUGUCACAGUCCCUUACUUUGCUCACUUGACACUUUAAAUUGUCACCUUAUCAUCAUUGGGAAACACCUGCACUAAGAUUUUUCUUCUUUGCUUAAUUGCAUAACUGUAUAGAUUUAAGAAUGCAAUUAAUCUUGCAGUCUAUUCUCUUUUUGGUGCAUUAUUCAGGAAAUUUAAGCCUGUCAAGUAUUAUGUAGUGUGUAAAUUACUGUUUGCUGUCAGUUAAUUUAGCAUCACAGUUAUCAUAUCAUAUUGGUGUUCAUGAGCAAUAUAUUAUAAGUCAUGCAAGACACUUUUUAGCAUUUUGAUGUUGGUUGCUGUUCUACUGUUUCCUGUUAAACUUGUCUGAAUUUGAAAUGACGAAAUUAGUGCUCUGAGAUACUGUGUGUCAAUGAAGCUCAAUGGAAGAUUGUUACUAUGAAUCUGUAAGCUUUAAAUUAGAAUAGAAGAUUUUAAGCACCAUAUGCACAAUGACAUAACAUUCCUACAAUGGACAAGUAUAGAAAAAAAAUAGUUUUCUUGAAGAGGGUAUUCUUAAUCAUAUUUUCUUAUUAUUUUUCUCGUAUUUUCAUUUAAAUUGAAAAGAUUGAAUGUUUUUCUGAUUUAUGUAUUCGAAUGUCAGUUGUAGGUAAUUAUUUAAUUCUCAUUGUCAUUACAGGUUCAUAUUUUUCUUUUAGAUAAUACUUACAUGCCACAAGAAUUGACCAGUUUAUCACGAUUUUUCGCAAAUGUAGUUAAGUUUAUGACAGAGGAGGUAAUUCUACUCUUUAAUUCCUGGCAUUAAAAGUCUAAUUUACCAUACAAGUCAGAUGUUGAUAGGAUUUAUGAUUACACACAAAAGGCAUCUUAAAUUAAAGCUUAUAUAUACCGUGCUGUGUAUAUAUAAAUAUAUAUACACACCAUUUUUUGCUGUGUAUAUAUAAAUAUAUACACACACACACACACACACACAAUCAUACACACAUCCACACUGUAGUAACCCCCCUAUAAUCUGGAUCUCUGUUUAGUAGAUUUUUGGAUUAUCCAGACAUAUAAAUUUCAAUUUCAUCACACUUAUUAUCCAUGAAGUUUCAGUGUGAUUUAGUGGAUGAGGAUACAUGUACAUAUUGGUACCACUGAACACGAACACAAAACAUUUGAUUAAUUUCUUUCAUAUAUAUUGAUGCAUUCUUAUUUAAGCAAAAUUACAGGUAUUUUUAACACAUGUUGCGCUACCAAAUUAAAUAUAAUUACAAAAUUACAUCUUGCAAACUACGUGGGGGCAGAGCCGAUUUGUUACAGUGGGGGAACUUAUUGGAACCGUCAUGCCCCUGAUCAAAUUUUUUUUUUUUUUGGGGGGGGGGGGAGGACCAACAGCCAUUAUAAUGCAUUUACAGAUGUGGUAUAUACUAUACCAGAAUAGUACCUGGAUAGUGAAAUAUCUUCAUAAUAACUGAAGCACAUUUAGUUAAGUACAAAUCCAUCAUAAACAAUCUUCAUCCAAAGCUGAAUUUAAAAAAUCACAGAAAAUUAAUUUAUUACAUAUUUUUAGUUUUGAGGGUUAUGUAAAUUAGUGCAAUCAUUGAUAAACAAUUUGUUGUUAAACUUGUAAAUAUAUUCAAAUUAUUCACCAUGCACACAACAGAAUGAUCAAGAUUUACACACCAAAAGUUGGCUGGUCUAUAAAAAAUUCAUUAGGCAUUCAUUUAUCAUGCAUUCCUCAUUUUGAAUAUUACAUAUAAUAUAGCAAUCACUUGCAAACAGUUUAGUGUCCAAAAAAUAUACAGUAUAUGAUCAUUAUUGGAUCCAAAAAUUUAAAAUGAUUAUCAAGAAGUUUUUCACCAAGUGGUGGUGAGGGAGUGAGUGUAGUGUAGGUGGUGGAGGCAACAGCAGACUCGGGGAGCUAGCUGAAGUUCCUGCCUCACACCACCAGCCAGUCUGUCAGCAGAGAGGAGAGGUGGUUGUGCCUUGUAUAACAUACACAAAUUUUCUGCUCAAUGGAAAUAUAUUUCCACACUUUCUUAGCACCUACAGCCCCAUGACUGCUGUUGUAAGACAUCUUGCUAAUAAAAACUGAAAAUGCAAUUCAGAUAAUGUGGUAAACGAUAAGACUGUAGACUACAACCAAGCAGCUCUGAAGUUCAGAGACUUCAGGAUUUCCUAUCUGGUACAUUUUUUGGUUACUUAACCCUUAGACUGCGCAAUACAUACAUAUAUGAUUUGACAAAAAAUAAUUUAAGAUAAGUUAUAAAACUUGCACAAACACUUUCCAAUUUUUUUUGCAUAAUCAACUAGGCAAAUGCUCCAACUUUGUCUAAAUGAUCACAGCAUAACUUGAAAAACCAGAGAAUCAAAAUUAAAUUUAAAAUUGA
Messenger RNA from Procambarus clarkii (red swamp crayfish), 7724 nucleotides. Lineage: Eukaryota; Metazoa; Arthropoda; Malacostraca; Decapoda; Cambaridae. The record is from RefSeq and is a predicted model, not a curated record.